This is a messenger RNA of Chanos chanos (milkfish), 2197 nucleotides long. It is a transcript of the gene rnf167, whose product is annotated as ring finger protein 167. The record is from RefSeq and is a predicted model, not a curated record. The coding region runs from base 263 to 1513 and encodes 416 amino acids. The transcript has 10 exons. NCBI's taxonomy places the organism in Eukaryota, Metazoa, Chordata, Actinopteri, Gonorynchiformes, Chanidae.
CUCACACAUAUCAGGAAGGACUAAAACAGCCAAGAUUAUACCAUGGCAAAAUCGAUUAGAACUAUUGCCUUGAGUGCCAUCCCGUGACCGCAAUCGCUAUUUCUGAAAAGAUCGACAUUUCGGAAGGAAAAACAGUACGGAGAAGUAUAGCACAGUUUGUACCUUUAGGAUUUCGCGAGCUAGCACAGCAGACUAGCUCAUAUCAAUAACUCGGCUGAGUGCUGCCCUUCUCCCUGGUCGUGCACCCCCACCCUGACUGAGGAUGGUGUGUGUGGGUGCGUGGUGUAUGGGGACUCAUCUGGGAGUCCUGACUCUGACACUCUGCUGCACUCUGGCGCCCUCUCCUGGAGAAGCCUACAUUUACGCUCACUACAGUAACAUGACAUCCAUGUUGUUUGAGGACCUCCCUGCACUCUUUGGCUCUCCUCUCCCUAAAGAUGGGCUGAAGGGUGUGUUGGUUGAGUCUCGUCCUCUUAACGCCUGUUCGCCCAUUGACCCCGCCCCCAUUAACCCCACCCCUGCGGACCCCAACAGCACCACCCACUACAUCGUCCUCAUCCGUCGCUAUGACUGCAAUUUCGACAUCAAGGUCUUACACGCCCAGCAGGCUGGUUACAGCGCCGCCAUCAUCCACAACAUGUUCUCCAACACGCUGCUCAACAUGAACUACAGCAACGAGACCAUUGCUGAAGAGAUCAUCAUCCCCUCUGUGUUCACCAGUUACUACGCCUCUGAGGUCCUGCACCAGUACAUUAUUCCAGAGAAAGGGACGUAUGUGAUUCUGAAGCCUCAGUUCUCCUUCCCACUCUCCUACUAUCUCAUCCCCUUCACCGGAGUCGUAGCCAUGAUCAUCAUCGUCAUGGUCAUCAUCCUGGUGGUGCGUUGUGUCCAGUACAGGAAGCGGCUGAGGAAAAACAGACUGACGAAAGAACAGCUGAAAAAAAUUCCCAUCCACAGAUUCAGUAAAGGUGAUGAAUAUGAUGUGUGUGCUAUUUGUCUGGAUGAAUAUGAGGAGGGAGACAAACUCAGAGUGUUGCCAUGUUCACACGCCUAUCACUGUAAGUGCGUGGAUCCAUGGCUGACACAGACGAAGAAGACAUGUCCCGUGUGCAAACAGCGUGUCACGCGGCCCAAUCCGGAAUAUUCCGAGUCGUCAGACUCUGAGGAGGAGGGAAGGUCGCGGGAGGGCGCGGCAGACGAGGAGGCGGCUGAUUCGCCCAGGGCUGAUUCAGAACGCACGCCCCUGCUCCGCCCCUCCAGCCCCGGCACCCCCCCUGCCACCACGUACGCCUCCACGGUUACUACGGUAACCGCCGUCGCCACCGUCAUGGCAACACAGUGCCUGUCCAACACUCCGCCGCACCAGCGCGACUCCCCGUUGCUGGGAUACGACGGCUACUACUCGCCUGUGGAAGACUCGGACGAAGGCUCUGACGAUGAGGAUGAUGAUGAAGAUGGCCACACCGAUGACGACACGGCACAGCUCGUGGGCCGCGGGGCGGUGGGCGUGUGAGUCGGCCGAACGAAGAUUUGAAACAAAACUGAACAUGAUUAAAACGGACGGUUCUUUUUGUUUCACAAGGGUUUUUCAUCUUUGGUUUUGUAAACGAUGGGCAGGUUUUUUUUUUGUUUUUUUGUGUGUAAUUAAAAGGUUUUGUUGGGGCUGUAAACUCACACCUGUGAAGUUUUCAGAGCAGUUCGCUGCAGUCUGUGGUAGACUGGCCCAUACAAUUUAGAUUAGAUACACACACACACACACACACACACACACACACUGCAGUGAGUGCAGAAACACAGCCUCUCAUCUCUGACGGAUCAUUUUUCUACUAUAUCAUCAUUUUAUCUGGGGGUUUUAUCAUUAUUAUUUGUGUAAUUAUGAAACUGACAUGAGUAGUUGGGGGUGGAGAAUGUUUUUUUUCCCCCACACUGUGUUGCCUGUAUCUCAUAUGCACACACACACACACACACACACACACACACACACAGUCUGGCCACGAUAGUGAUGUUGUGCAAUAUGGACGGGCUGCCAGUCUCCAUCAAGUUUUUGUUUGUUUGUUUGUUUGUUUUUUCCUCUCAUUUCGGAAGCACAUGAAGUGAUUUUAAUACAGACACAUGCUGCUGAUCAAAGUCUCCAAAGAUCCAGCUUUUCUCUCUCUGUCUCACCCUCUCCUGCUCCCCUCUCUCUCUUCUCUCUCUG